This is a messenger RNA of Fusarium keratoplasticum, 564 nucleotides long. RefSeq lists its product as uncharacterized. NCBI's taxonomy places the organism in Eukaryota, Fungi, Ascomycota, Sordariomycetes, Hypocreales, Nectriaceae. The record is from RefSeq and is a predicted model, not a curated record. The transcript has a single exon. Bases 1 to 564 code for a protein of 187 amino acids.
AUGCAUCCCCAGACGGACUCCCGCUUCUUCUCCCUCCCCCCCGAGAUACGCAUCGUCAUCCAACACGAAUAUCUUAAGCAACACCCCACAAUCAAGACCACCUGUCAGGUCCUUCCGCCUGCUGAGAGGGGCGAGACUCAGUCUUACAGGGGCAUUUCGAUCGCACCCUCUCUGAUGCUCACCUGCGUCAAAAUGUACAAGGAGAUGCACCCCAUGGCCUUUCAGGAUAUGAUUAUACGAUUCCGACCCUCCAAAAACCUGCAGCUCCCCCUCAAGGUGGUUUUACCGCCUCCUCGUCAGUACUUGCAGAGCCUGACGCUCAUCGCGGAGAUCUCACAGCAAGAGAUGAUGGAGCAUCAAGAACUCGCUCUUCAUUUGCUGGGGGGCCCAUCCCUGCAGAAGUUCACGAUAGAGGGGAGAAAUGGCUUGAAAUGGCUCAAUGGUCACGACCAGUGCUUCUUCGUCGGACUCCGAAGGCCUCUUGAGCAGCAUCGGGGCCAGAGAGUGGUUCGACUCCCUCAUAGGGUACGAGGCUCCCCUAGCACCAGCUUUACUUUCGAAUGA